Molecule: messenger RNA, 1178 nt
Organism: Triticum aestivum (bread wheat)
Lineage: Eukaryota; Viridiplantae; Streptophyta; Magnoliopsida; Poales; Poaceae
Product: probable glycoprotein hormone G-protein coupled receptor
Exons: 5
Coding region: 168-1058 (296 amino acids)
Source: RefSeq, a predicted model, not a curated record
GCUUCUUGAAAUCGGUCGCAGCGGGAGACGCUCUGUCCGUCGUCUAUAUACCCUCCCUCGCCGUCCUUCCUCCCCUCCCAUUGUUUCUCGUAGCUUCCUUCUUCCUUCCGUCCCCUCCCUAUUAGGGUCACCUGGGCGUUCUUGCGAAGCUGUUCGAGCGAGGGGAGAUGGCGGGCAAGCGGAAGGCCGACGACAACCUGACCGGAACAAGGCAUCUGGCUGCGCGGACGGAGCCUACAGCCGGCGACGACCUCGCCGGUACAUCGGCGCAGACUUCAGGGCCGACGGCGAAUGCAGCCGGGGACGGCAUUGCCGGGACUUCGCAGGCGCUUGCGGGGCUGACGGCGGCGACUACAGGCUCCGCCGGCGGCUCUUCCCAGUUCGGUGGAGUUCUCGGGAGCGGGGCCUGGUCGGGGCAGAGGGGAAGGGGACUCGCUCCGCCGCACCGGCAGACUUUUCCAGGGAAGACGGCGACUACACCAGCCUUCUCAGUAGGUGGAGCUGCUCGCGGGGCCGGGGGCGGGUCGGGGUACAGGGGAUUCUCCCAGCCGCAGCCGCAUAGGAGGGCGCCAUCUCAGGGGAUGCUUCGGCCGCCGCUGGGCAAUCCACCCGGUGGGCGUCCGGCCUUCACCUACCAGUACCAUAACCAGAUCGCCGGCCCCUUGCAGACAGGAACAGGCCACUCCGGCUCCAGCGGGCCUUCUUCGGCCAUCACUUCCGCAAGCGCGCCAGGUGCUCCAGUUCCAGUCAGUCCCCUCGUCGAGGCGUGCCCUCGUUGCAAGAGGCCCCCCACGUUCGUGUUUUCGGGAUGUGCGCCAUUUUGCGUGGAUUGCUACGCCAAGAUCGUCCUCAGCAACGUGCUUCAGAAGCACCCGGAGAUCCGCUACGUGCAUCCGCCUCCAGGGGCUGCGGCCAUUAGGCCUUCUUCCAGUUCCAGCUCGAGCUCGGCCGUCGGUUCGGGGCCGAUCUGCCCGGCUUGUGGCCACCCCUUGGGCACCGGCAACAGGGCGUGCAGGUUUUGCCACAGCAACGGCCCUCCACCGCCAGGGCUCGGCUAGCUCACAUCAUAUCUCGUCGCUCCAAUGUCUUCUGAACUCUGGGAGCCUUUUCUACUUGCUCUGUUUUGACAAAGAUGCUUGCUCUGUUUCGACAAAGAUGUGGCCAAAUGUGGCAAUACA